Molecule: messenger RNA, 1140 nt
Organism: Exophiala bonariae
Lineage: Eukaryota; Fungi; Ascomycota; Eurotiomycetes; Chaetothyriales; Herpotrichiellaceae
Exons: 2
Coding region: 1-1140 (379 amino acids)
Source: RefSeq, a predicted model, not a curated record
AUGUUGUUUCGCUCUCUUGUGGUUCUAGGGCUUGCAGCCUCGACGAUGGCUGGUGGCUUUUGUGUGGAUUUUGGCUCUCAAGGACCCCCAAUCUCUCUGUGGAAGUGGAUGCCUGAGUCAGAAGCCGGGUCUACAACCAUUGAACCUAUCCAGUCCACUGCAGAAGCUACGAAUACAUGGGUGGACUGGGCAAGCUCUCUUACGGCCGCGUCCUCAACCUUCAUCUCCCCAUCCUCGUCGACUUCUUCAACGUCCAAGUCAGCUGCUUGGAUAAAACCGACUCUCCAUUCUUCCAGCUCUCCUGUGGCCAUAUUCGUCUCGCCUGAGCAAACAUCAAAGGGAGUGGAGCAUCAAGGACUUACAGCAGCACCUACAACCCUAGUUUCCAAAUUUGUCCGAACAACCUCGAGCUCUUUCAUUGCGAAUUUGGCCUCAUCCACACCAGGAUCUACUCUGACAACCUCGUCACAUGCUACAUCGGUUCGUGUCGAGCCUACUUCGACCGCUAAAUCUGAAGUCUUCUUUGGAUUGGGAACACGUUAUGGCGAUAACUGCAAGGAGGAGGAUUGCUGGCAGAAGGGUGCGUGCAGUUUUGUUGACUAUGACCUUCCCGUCAUGGUAGAUGGGUCGACCUGUGUUUCCGAGGACAUUUGGAACAACGGCGCAAACUGUGGUGGCUGUAUUUCGGUUACCUACAAGAGCAAGACAAUCACCGUCAUGGUGACAAAUCUGACAGGAGGAAAUGCUACACAUCUCGAUAUGACUCCUGAUACGUGGGCAAAGUUGACCAAUGGAUACUCUGGUGGAGGUGUGGAUGGCAUUGAAUGGGAGUGGGUGACCUGCCCAAUUGGAGAGACAGAGCCCCUAUGGAUUCGUAUGCAUGCCGGCGCCUCGAAAUACUGGUUUUCUGCUACGGUUGAAAAUGCUCGAGAGCGGACAGCGAAGCUAGACGUCAGUUCUGAUGGAGGCAAGACAUGGCAAGGCACCACUUUCAACAACUACAACAUGUUCGUCCUGGAUGGUACCCUUCCUGCUGAUACUGCAACAGUGCGAGUCACCAGCGUUACAGGAAGCCAAGUCAUCGUGGACAAUGUGUCUCUGGUCUCGGAAGCCAUCACAAAGGCAGGCGAGAACUACUGA